Molecule: messenger RNA, 1002 nt
Organism: Recurvomyces mirabilis
Lineage: Eukaryota; Fungi; Ascomycota; Dothideomycetes; Mycosphaerellales; Teratosphaeriaceae
Exons: 2
Coding region: 1-1002 (333 amino acids)
Molecular function (GO): nucleic acid binding
Source: RefSeq, a predicted model, not a curated record
AUGAGCCUCCAAACCAAGCUCGAGACGCCAGAACGCGUGGCGGCCCCUUCAUCCAUUGAGCGAGUCGAGGCUUGGGCCGUAUCGCAAGUUGCGGAUGCUGUCGGCGCCGUCUCCAUCGAAUCGCCUACGCCGAAAGCACGAACGCCACGCGGUGCGACGGUGACGAUCGAUAUACCAUUAGACGACAGCGUCGACCAGGACCCACUUCCUCGCUCUCGAGCUGAAGCUGUCCACACAGUAUACAAGCGGCGCCAGCCCGUUAGACGCGACAGCUUGAAUCGCCGAGAUGCGCUACUAAAGGGCAAAGAAGGUAGUAGACGGAGGCAGAAAUGGGAGAACGAUCGACUGCUGUCCAAUCCCUGGGCAGAGCCGCCGCUCCCUAGCGAUUGGGAAGUCCAACCUACCCACCCACGUCAGACAGUACCGUACUUCCUUGCCCCACUGUGGGACGCCGAAUACGCCCGCACAGCACGAGAAAGGCAAAAGCGAGCAGAAGCCGCCAGGGCACCGCAGAGCAAAGAAGAUGCCGAGGUGCAGAAGGUGACGCGUGAGUUGCGCACGAAGCUCAAGAAAUCUCGUGGCGCGAAGGGUCUAUUGCAGGACCUUGAGGCGGAAGUAAGAGGCUUCAUCGAGCAGUGGGAAGCCAAGCAAGCGGAGCUAGAGAAGGAAGGGUUGAUAGAUCCUGAUAGUGAAGACGAGGAGAUUGUGUUCGUUGGUCGCAAUGGUGUGAUGAGUGAUGAGAGGCAGCGGGAAAAGGACGAGGAGACGCUGGAGAAAGACAAGCUCAUCUUCCAGAGUCUGGUUGAUGAUCAUGGUGCAGCUUUCGGUCGUUACCUCGUCCACAGCAUUGCCGCUUAUUACGGCCUGCAGACCUGGUCCGUCACCACCGGCAAUCCGGCGCGGCGUGAAGCAUAUGUUGGCUUGAGACUUGAUCCGCAGACACGGCGACCGAGUCUGAACAAAGGCGAAAUGCCCAGGCCGCUUUGGGCAGUGGUGUGCUAG